AUGAAGCUUCUUGCAUCUCAUAAUGAUGCUUUACCAAAUGAACUACAAAAGUUAUAUAACAAUCAAAGGUUCAUGUGUGAUGAUGUCAAACUUUACCAACUUCUUAAGAGAGAUGACUUAUAUAUAAGAAAAAAUACAGAACUAUGGACAAUAGUGCACGAGUUAGUAACUGAUCCAGACAUUAAUGUGAAUGAAGAUAUUGACAGAAAAUAUGACUUGAAUAGUAAUAGUGCACCAGUAUUGUUUCUUGUUGUUGAAAACUAUACAGGAUAUGAGACACCAAUUGCAUUCAAAGUAUCAAAUAAAGAAAAUAAUCAUACAAUUAGACUUGCUGUAGAAGCAGUAAAAUGA
Messenger RNA from Cetraspora pellucida, 351 nucleotides. Lineage: Eukaryota; Fungi; Glomeromycota; Glomeromycetes; Diversisporales; Gigasporaceae. The record is from the annotation of a GenBank genome assembly.